GUGGCUGUGAAACCCGGAAGAAGAUCCGUGUCGUCUUCCGGUGCGCGCCGUGUGCGUUUGUGCAGCUCGGACUCGCCUCAGGUUUGAUCCUCGUUUGUUUGGAGUCAUGUCGGACGACGACGACACUCCGCUGGUGAAGAAGCCUCGGGUUUUCUACGGAAGCCUGGAGGACAAAGAGCGAGAGCGACUCAACGCCGAGUCCGGGUCUAAACCGGGACCAGAGUCUGGGGUCCAGUCAGGGAUCCAGGCCGGGAUUCAGGCCGGUAUCCAGACCGGGAUCCAGGCCGGGAUUCAGGCCGGGAACAUCAACAUCUCCUCAGGUGAGACUCUGGACAUAGAGGAGCGUGUAUGUGAGCGGUUGGAGGAGUUCGAGAGGCGGAGGAGGGCGAGGCAGAUCACCGUCUCCACCGACGACACCGAGGUCAAAGCCGGACUCAGAGCUCUGGGAGAACCAAUCACAGUGUUUGGAGAGGGCCCGGCGGAUCGCCGCGAGAGGCUGAGGAGUAUUCUGUCGGUGGUUGGACCUGAUGCUCUGAAGAAAUCUCGAAAAGACGAAGAGCGAGGUCGAAGGUCACACGAAGAGUGCAGUCAGACGUGGUACCAUGAAGGCCACGCCUCUCUUCAAGAAGCUCGUCUGUGGUUGGCUCAUUACUCUCUGCCCAGGGCGAUGCGGCGUUUGGAAAACGCUCGGCUGCAGAAGGACGUCUCUGAUGCAACGAAAGCCAUGAAACAACAAGAACUUCACAAAGGACUCAGAAACCUGAAUAACUUCUGCAGUCAGAUCGGAGACGAUCGUCCAAUCAGCUUCUGCCACUUCAGCCCAGACUCCAAAGUCCUGGCAACAGCCUCAUGGUCUGGUUUGUGCAAACUCUGGUCUGUCCCCGACUGUAACCUCAUCCGCACACUCCGAGGACACAACACAAACGUGGGCGCGAUCGUGUUCAGGCCCAACGCCACAAGUACAUCUGACGUCAAUCUGGCCUCGUGUGCUGCCGACGGGACUGUGAAACUGUGGAACAUGGAGAGUGAUGAGCCGGUGGCGGACAUCGAGGGACACUCUGACAGAGUGCCCCGUGUGGCGUGGCACCCGUCGGGACGCUUCCUGGGAACCACAUGUUACGAUAACUCGUGGCGUCUGUGGGACCUCGAGGUUCGGGAGGAGAUUCUGCAUCAGGAGGGACACAGUAAAGGAGUCCACGACAUCCACUUCCACCCAGACGGCUCCCUCACAGCGACAGGGGGCCUGGAUGCGUUCGGUCGCGUGUGGGACCUGAGGACUGGACGCUGUGUUGUUUUCCUCGAGGGACACCUCAAAGAAAUCUACAGCGUGAACUUCUCCCCCAAUGGGCACCACCUGGCCACAGGAAGUGCAGAUAACACGUGUAAAGUUUGGGAGCUGAGGAACCGCAGGUGUCUGUACACUGUCCCCGCCCACCAGAACCUUCUGUCGGCUGCACGCUUCCAACCAACUGACGGUCACUUCCUGUUGACCGGAGCCUACGACAACACGGCCAAAGUUUGGACUCAUCCUGGAUGGAUGCCCCUGAAGACACUGGCAGGACACGAAGGAAAGGUGAUGGGGUUGGACAUUUCUGCCGAUGGAAAGUUAAUUGCGACCUGCUCUUACGACAGAACCUUCAAACUCUGGAUGUCUGAAUGAACAGUUUUUAUUUUGAAAAUGUCUUGUUUCUUAAAUAAAGUUCAUAUUUGUAAAA
Molecule: messenger RNA, 1715 nt
Organism: Periophthalmus magnuspinnatus
Lineage: Eukaryota; Metazoa; Chordata; Actinopteri; Gobiiformes; Gobiidae
Gene: prpf4
Product: PRP4 pre-mRNA processing factor 4 homolog (yeast)
Exons: 15
Coding region: 107-1660 (517 amino acids)
Biological process (GO): mRNA splicing, via spliceosome
Cellular component (GO): U4/U6 x U5 tri-snRNP complex
Molecular function (GO): U4 snRNA binding; U6 snRNA binding; protein binding
Source: RefSeq, a predicted model, not a curated record